CAGGCCUUGCGUGACAACGGUUCCUAGGCAGAUUUUGUUGAUGUGUUAACGGCACUCGCAGUUGCACGGCGAAUGCAAGUAUUUAUCCUUUUGAAUUUUGCUAAAGUCAAAUCAAAAACGACACUCUGUGACAUCGGCCAGAGAACUAACGUAAUACAUCGAUAAUUAGCUCGACAAUUAGCUAACGUUAGUUGAGAAAAGUCUAAACAUCGCAAUCAGGCGAGGUUGUUUUUAAGUUUGAAAUCCACGAACCCUCCAAGAUGAGCGAACAGCUCAAAUUUAUCGUAGAGCAGCUCAACAGAGAGCCUUUUAAGAAAAACUUCAAUCUCAUUACAUUCGACUCUCUGGAGCCAAUGCAGUUGCUGCAGACUUUAAACGAUGUUCUGGCUGAAAUUGAUCCAAAGCAAACCAUUGAUAUACGUGAGGAACUGCCGGAGCAGACAGCUAAGAGAAUGUUUACUCUUCUGGGGAUGCUGAAAUACAAACCUCCUGGAGGAAUGUCUGAAGUAAGCAGCUUCCGUCAGGGUUUGGUGACGGGCAGUAAGCCUGUGGUGCACCCCAUCUUGCACUGGCUGUUACAGAGGAUUCCAGAGCUGAAGAAGAGAGCGUACCUGGCCAGGUUCCUCGUCAAACUAGAGAUUCCUGCUGAGUUUCUUCAAGAUGAUAUCAUUGCUGAGACCUACCACCAGUAUGAGGAGCUGGUGGAGGGAUUCAAGAACAUCCACAAAGAGUGUGAACAGCUGAAGAGCUCAGGUUUUUCCACCGCUGAGAUUCGACGGGACAUUGUUGCGAUGGAGGAGGAGAAGGAUCAACUCAUAAAAAGGGUGGAGCGGCUUAAAAAGAGGGUGGAGGCAGUUUCAAACCAUCAACGCAUGCUGGACCUGGCCAGACAGUUAAGAGUGGAAAAAGAAAGAGAAGAAUCUCUUGCUCAUCAGAAACAGGAGCAGAAGAACCAGCUCUUCCAGGCAGAGCAGAGACUGCAGAGAUGUCAGAUCCAGCUCAAAGACUUGCAGCAGGCAGCCGCAGAUGAAAAGCCAGAGAGCCUUAUGAAGAGACUCGAGGAGGACAUCAAGUUCAACUCCUACAUGGUGUCUGAGAAGCUGCCUAGAGAGAUGGAGAACAUGAGAAAGGUGGUGCAGUAUUUACAGAAGGUGGCGUCUGAGCCUGCUAUGGGCCAAGCAGAACUGAGGGAGCUGGAGGACAAGAUCAGAGAAACCAACACAGAGAUCAACCAUCUGAUUGAGAAGAGGAUGAUGCGUGACGACCCAAUGGAUGAUAAACUCUCUUUGUUCAGACAGCAGGCUGCUAUUAUAGUCCGGAAGAAGGAAAGCAAGGUGGAGGAGUUACAGGAGGCCCGUGAGGAGUUGGCGGCUGUGGAGAAAGAACUGAACAUGAAGAGCAGUCAGGCACGAGAGCGGGGUGGAGCCGAGCUGAUCCGUGGAGACGAGUUUAAGCGAUAUGUGGCCAAGAUGCGUGGCAAGAGCAGCACUUACAAGAAGAAACGUCAAGAGAUUGCUGAGCUGAAGGUGGAGUAUGGUGUUCUACAAAGGACUGAAGAGAUCUUGAGAGAACGACACACAGCUGGACAGCAGCAGCUGCAAUCUCUGGAGGCUCAGCGGGGGAUCUCGGGCUACAGCGAUACUCAGGAAGAGCUGGAGAGAGUCUCCGCUAUCAAGAGCGAGCUGGACGAGAUGAAGGGACGAACGCUGGACGACAUGUCUGAAAUGGUAAAGAAGCUAAAUUCGGUGAUAGCAGAGAAGAAGUCUGCUCUGUCUCCUCUGAUAAAGGACCUGAGAGCUCUGAGACAGGAACACGCAGAGCUCGCCCCAGAGUAUGAGCAAAAGAAGGCUCAGUAUGACACCUGUGCUGCAGGAUUGGAGAGCAACAGGUCCAAGCUGGAGCAGGAAGUGAGGAUGCUCAGGGAAGAGACUGCACAAGAAGAAAGCAGAUAUUAUCACAUUAACUGUAUGAGAGAGAUUACCGAGAGUCAGAUGCAGAGGGCGGCAGAUCAGAGUAAGAUCAAUCAGUCAAUGGACUUACAGGUGCGGAGGACAGCUCUCAGAGAGAAGUACAUAGCGAACACUGCAGAGCAGGAGUCCUUGGGCAAGGUUCUACGUCAGCAGGUGAAGCAGGUGCGAGAGAACCAGGAGCCCAAUAUGAGACAGAUGAAGAUGUGGAAGGACCUAGAGAUGCUGUUGGAGUGCAAGAAGCAGUGCUACCUCAAGGCUCAGAGCCAGGCACCAAUUGGGCACGUCAUCCAGGAUGUUGGCAAAGAUAUGCUGGUUCUGUGAUGCCAUUUCCCUCUUAAAAGUUUUUCUGGUCAUUAUUAUAAGUUAUAUAAAUAACUGUGUAUAUUAUUGAAUAUGUAGAAUUGUAUGUAUAUUAAGGAAUAGUUCACGGAAACUGCGUCUCUUGCUCACCAGUGGAUGUAAGAGAUUUAUCUGUGCAUAUUUCUCUCCUGUUUCAGACAAGAUGGAGAAAGCAAUAUUGUUAUAAAGGACUGGUAUUUUAGUCAGAAACAAUGGUUUAAGGUUAAAAAUGUCUUAAUGUUGAUAUUGUUUCUAAAAAAAACAACCAUCAAACUACCACAUUUCAUUGUGUGGAUUAUUGUGAUGGUUUUAUCAGCUUUUUGGAGAUUCAUUCUGUCGGCACCCAUUCACUGGUGAGCAAACUCAUCAACAGCUUGGAUGGCCUGACAUUUCCAGCAAAUUUUCACUUGUGGGUGAACUGUUACUUUAAAACCAUACAUUAGUUCGUAUAAACGUAUUCUGCAGUGAAAGAAGGGCUGAAGUGUCCUAAGGGCCACCUGACACACUAACAUCCAACAAGUCACUAGUCUCGGGUUCGACACAUCUUUAAGAACCGAGCUCCAGUCUGUGUGUCCAAAGAUAAUGCCCUACAAAGUGCUACACUUUGGAUGCGUCUGCGCUCCAGGUUAUUUUGGGAAACAACAGCCAUGACCUUGGGCAGAAGAGCUGUCCAAUUUAGGAAUUCAGUUGGAUCUCCUUUUGUUGGUCUGUCAGGGUAGUGCUACAGUAGUAAACAGACAGACUUGUCCAAUCAUCAUGUGUGAGUAGCUUAUUUACUAGAAGGCUGCUUGGCUACUUUACCUCACUAUUUUUUUUGAAAAUACAAAAUGUAUAAAGCAAACAUUGUAAACGAAAUAUUUCUACAGUUAAUUGUAUUUAUUUUUUGUAACAUUCUAAUGUGGAAUAUUCAGCUGUUCAGAUCACGUGUAUUGAUCCUGCGGAUCCUGCCGUUCUGGUGACGCCUUUUGGAAUAUCCAAAGAAGCUUUUCUUUUUCUUUCUUUGCCUGGUGCAUCCAUUCAUCCAGAAUGUUUGGAUGAGAAUCAGUAUCACCACAGCAAACCCAUAAGCACAUAUAAUUGGAUCCUUUCUAUAAAAAUGGAUAUGCUAGAGCUGGUGGUAAUUCAUUCAUUUAUUCAUAUAUUAAUAAUAUAAUGAUAUGCAUAGGUCACCCUGAGUAGGUGUAAGCACUGCAACCUGGCAUACUGUUGCGUCGCAGUGUGUCUGCAGUAUAAUGGGCAUCUGGACCUUAAAUGAUUUAAUACUGAGUCAGCCUCAUUCAAAAUGGCCCCGACAUAAUCACAAUAAUUAUGUUUUUUUAAAUAAUUACAAUGGCUAAAGUUUAUUAGUUUAUCAGUUUACUUUUCAAAACUGUAUUAGGAGAUUUAGGACAAAAUUUAAAGUAAUAUUUGCAUUCACUCUGAUUUCAGUUUAUACUAUUUUCUACUUGUGCUAAAAAUACUGAAAUGAUUUUGUUUAACCUUGAAUGCAUGCCAAUGAACAUGAAUAUUUUUAAGGUUUAAAAAAAAUCACACAUUUGAGUAACACUCUUUUUUUUUUAAAUACAUGUAAAUGCAAAAAUAUAUUUAAAUUACUUUAUAAUGCAUUAAAAAUAUGUGAUUUUUAAUUACAGUGCUGAAAAACUAAAGGGGUUAUUUGUAUUUUUUGUCACAUUACUAUAUAUACACAAACGGUUUUAAUAAACGCUUAAACGUA
Puntigrus tetrazona (Sumatra barb) is the source of this 4023-nucleotide messenger RNA. It is a transcript of the gene ift81, whose product is annotated as intraflagellar transport 81 homolog. The record is from RefSeq and is a predicted model, not a curated record. Gene Ontology annotation, biological process: cilium assembly; intraciliary transport. Gene Ontology annotation, cellular component: cilium; centrosome; intraciliary transport particle B. NCBI's taxonomy places the organism in Eukaryota, Metazoa, Chordata, Actinopteri, Cypriniformes, Cyprinidae. The transcript is spliced from 18 exons. Gene Ontology annotation, molecular function: tubulin binding. The coding region runs from base 261 to 2291 and encodes 676 amino acids.